Messenger RNA from Zootoca vivipara (common lizard), 849 nucleotides. RefSeq names its product taste receptor type 2 member 40-like. Gene Ontology annotation, biological process: G protein-coupled receptor signaling pathway; detection of chemical stimulus involved in sensory perception of bitter taste; sensory perception of taste. Lineage: Eukaryota; Metazoa; Chordata; Lepidosauria; Squamata; Lacertidae. The record is from RefSeq and is a predicted model, not a curated record. Gene Ontology annotation, molecular function: G protein-coupled receptor activity; bitter taste receptor activity. Gene Ontology annotation, cellular component: membrane.
AUGUCUGAAGACCAGAUGAAUCAUCUACCUCUAUCCGCAAUCUUUUACCUCAUUGUUUCAGGUACUCUUUGUAUUUUGGCUUUUAUCACCAAUGGGCUUAUUGUUGGUGUGAAUGUUACGGACUGGAUGAAAGGCAGAAGUCUGAUGCCCAGUGAUGAAAUUCUGGUCAGCCUGGGGCUGUCCAACCUUUGCUUCUCCACCACACUAAUUCUGGACUAUUUCAUUUCACUCAUCUGGGAGGAGUUCUACAGAAAGUUUUACAUGGUGCAAAAAAUCAUGUUUAUCCUCGAUAUUGCCACAAGCUUUUUGAGCUUUUGGUUCACUGCCUGGCUCAGCAUUUUCUACUGCAUGAAGAUUGUCAACUUCAAGCAGUCGUUUUUGCUGAGGGUGAAACUACAAUUUUCUAGCCUUGUGCGUUGGUUCCUCCUUGGUUCCGUGCUGGCUUCCUCCGGAGCAACAUUCCUUGUCACCUUGACUUUUACAACAGUGUACCAAGCACCCGACAAUCUGGGCAAUCAGACUUCCCUCAGCCUUCCCUCUGACUUUAACUUUACAGACGACUACAAAAAGGAAAAAAUAAUGCUGGUGCAUAUAACUAUGCCUUACAAACUCCUCAUCAUCCUCCUGGGCUGCUCUGUUCCCCUAGUGAUGGUGAUUGCCUCUUCAGCGCCAGUUCUCAAUUCUCUUUUCAGGCAUGCCAAAAACCUGGAACAAAACACAACCAUUUCCCACAACCCUCGCCUGGAGGUUCAUCUAAAUGCAGCCAAGUCAUGGCGGAAGAGCAGGUUUUCGAAAUCGCCGCCUAGGAGGCAACAAGGAAGUGACCGCUGCGCAGCGGGGAACAGAUGA